This is a messenger RNA of Cyprinodon variegatus (sheepshead minnow), 2072 nucleotides long. It is a transcript of the gene zrsr2, whose product is annotated as zinc finger (CCCH type), RNA binding motif and serine/arginine rich 2. Gene Ontology annotation, biological process: mRNA splicing, via spliceosome. NCBI's taxonomy places the organism in Eukaryota, Metazoa, Chordata, Actinopteri, Cyprinodontiformes, Cyprinodontidae. Gene Ontology annotation, cellular component: U2AF complex; spliceosomal complex. The transcript is spliced from 11 exons. Gene Ontology annotation, molecular function: metal ion binding; pre-mRNA 3'-splice site binding. The coding region runs from base 248 to 1927 and encodes 559 amino acids. The record is from RefSeq and is a predicted model, not a curated record.
GUACUUUAGCCUCUUCCUUCCAUUUACUAGCAUACAAGUACCCCUUUAGCUAGCACAGAUUUCUAAUUUUCGAAAUUUCUGUUGAUUGCACUAAUUGAAAUACAGCAGAAAUGUUUAUAUUAGUAAUAUCUCCAUAAAGACUCUUAGCGAAAUCCUGGAGGGUAUAAAAUAAAGAGCUAUAAGCUUUAUUUAGUUAUUCAUUUAACUUGUUUGCUACCGUUAGCUGAGCUAACCGCAGCUAGCUUCAAUGGCAGCUCCCAAUAUUAUUGCCUCGACUCCUGCAUUAAGUCAAAAGCAGCGUAGAUUGGCUCAGAGGAAGGAGAGAAGAAGACGGAAACGACAAGCUGUUGCUCAAGCCAGAAAAUGUGAAUUGGAAGCUGAUAUUGGAGAAGAAGAGGAAGAGAAUGAUGAAGACGAGGCUGUUGACGAGGAAAGUCAGCGGCAACAUGAAGAGUGGCUGGAAAGAGAGAGACUGGCUCAGGAAGAAUUCAGGCAGAGGAGAGAGCGGGAGGAAGCUGCGAAGAAGAAGAAAGAGGAGGAGGAGCAAAUGAUAAAGGAGGAAUGGGAAGCCCAGCAGAGGAGAGAAGAGGAGGAAAAGGAGCAGAGGCUGCAGGAGAAGCGAGACAGAGAGGAGGCCGUCCAGAAGAGGUUGGAUGAAGCUGAGAAUCAGCUGGAUAAUGGAGGACCGUGGAUGAAUCCCGAGGCUCCUGUAGCACCGAGCUCAGGAACAGAGCGCAACAUAGCCAACUGUCCUUUCUUCAUUAAGACCGGAGCGUGCCGAUUUGGAGACAGAUGUUCCCGGAAACACGACUAUCCGACUUCCAGCCCGACUCUGCUGAUCCGAGGGAUGUUUAAGACUUUCGGAAUGGAUGAAUCCCGGCGGGAUGAUUAUGACAUGGAUGCUUGUUUGGAGCACAGCGAGGAGGAGCUGCUGGAGUUGUUCACUGAAUUUUAUCACGACGUUCUGCCUGAGUUCAAGAAUAUCGGCAAAGUUGUGCAAUUCAAGGUCUGCUGCAAUCAUGAACCACAUCUGAGAGGGAAUGUUUACGUACAGUUUGACACUGAGGAGCUGUGCAGCGAGGCCUUCAUGAAGUUCAAUGGGAGGUGGUAUGCAGGUCGCCAGCUUCAGUGCGAGAUGUGUCCUGUUACACGCUGGAAGAGUGCCAUAUGUGGGCUCUUUGACAGGCAGAAGUGCCCUAAAGGCAAAAACUGCAACUUUUUGCAUGUAUUUCGAAACCCGGGCAAUGAAUUCUGGGAAGCUGAUAGAGACCUUCAGAUCUCCCCCGACCGAAGUGCCAGGGGAAGCCGCAGAGACGAGUGGCAUUCAGAGCGCUACGGAGAGCGAUCGUGGAGGCAACGUCGGAGCAGCCGCAGCCCAGUGAGAUCAGAGAGAUCUCACAGGAGGUGGGAGGACGACAGAGAGAGGAGGACCUCUCACCAGCGUGGAGAAGGCACGUCUAAAUCCCGACAAAGCGACAGGAGGACAGACAGACAUCGGAGCAGGAGUAGAGAAAGGGAGAAUAAAUACAGAGAUACGGGUUCUAGAAGAGACACGAGAGAGAGAUCAAGAAGCACAAGUAGAGAAAAGAAAAGACGGAAACAAAGCAGAGAAAGAAGUCCUAAGGUAGAAGCCAAAAGUCUCUCUGAUGGUACAAAAACCAACAGUCACAAACGCUCUAAAAAAAGCAAGAAGAGCAAAAAGAAACACAAAAAGAAAAGGCACCACUCUGACAAAACCCACUCCUCCACAGAGUCAGAAACCGAGAAAGAGUCAGAGGAUAAGACUUGGGAUAAUUCUUCAAUAGCCAGUCCCAGUGGAAACCUAAAAGAAGAGGAAACUGCUGAAGGGAAUCAUUUAAGCUCAGAGGUGAAAACUGAGGCCACUCCUGAAAUCCAGAGUGAGCUGACGGCAAACGGGGACAUUUGAUCCUUAUUCCUUCUUUUCUUCUAUUCUGUUUGCUUCAGCAUAUGGAGCAUAAUACCAUCUUACACUCUGAAUGUUAAGAUUAAUUAAAAAUGUUUACGUCUAUUUUAUAUCAAAGUAUUUCAGGUGCAGCCUUUCAACAAAUUUA